This is a messenger RNA of Gymnodraco acuticeps, 4608 nucleotides long. Its product is annotated as suppressor of tumorigenicity 14 protein homolog. Gene Ontology annotation, molecular function: protein binding; serine-type endopeptidase activity. The record is from RefSeq and is a predicted model, not a curated record. Gene Ontology annotation, biological process: proteolysis; acrosome reaction. Bases 346 to 2892 code for a protein of 848 amino acids. NCBI's taxonomy places the organism in Eukaryota, Metazoa, Chordata, Actinopteri, Perciformes, Bathydraconidae. The transcript is spliced from 19 exons.
UACCUGCGGUGACUCUUCUCCUCCUUUAUCCUCUCUGGCUCUCUCAUGUUGCCUCCUUUUCUUUACCGGGGUGCAUUUCGGGUUUUCUCCCGAUGUGGACGCGUUUAAUCCGGCUCUGAAACUCGACCCGGUACCAGCACCGGAACCAGGGAUACAAACUCACUUUAAAACACCAUCAAUCGUUGUUUUUGGCACAUUUUCUCCAUUUGUUCUACCUGUUUCUGAGGACAGAAGCACCUGUUGCUCACCUGUCAGCAAGGAAGUGAGGAAACACGAGAGGAGCCGAAGAAGGAAUAUAACUAAAAAAAUAUAUAUAAAGGAGGGACAAACACACUUUUAGUCAACAUGGAUUUAAUGGAUUCAGGACCGAAGUUCAACCCGAGACAGGACACGGACUGGGACGCGGCCUUGCAGUUCCUCCCGGCCCCCGACCCCCGGCAGCAUCAGAAGAAGCCGGGUCAGAGGAGGCAGAUGUGGGUCGGAGUCGGUCUCCUAUUGGCUGCUUCUGCUGUCGCUCUCAUCACCGGCCUGCUGGUGUGGCACUUCCACUUACGCAGAGACGUCCGAGUGCAGAAGAUUUUUAUCGGCUCCAUGGGGAUCGAUAACCAGCCGUUUGUCGCCGAGUACGAAGAUCCAGAAAACCCCAAAUUCACUCACCUGGCGUCUCUGGUCAGGAAGCAGCUGAAACUGAUUUACUCCAAAAACUCUGUGCUGGCCAAACACUUCAAAGGCGCCUCAGUGCAGGCCUUCAGUGAGGGAGACAGCGGCACAGACAGCGUCAUGGCGUAUUAUCAGUCGGAGUUCGAUGUUCACGUCAGCCAGCAGGCGGCGCUGGACGAGGCCAUCGAGUCUCAGCAGGCGACGGCCUCGCGUCACUCAGGACGACACGGACGAAUCCUGCUGAAACCUGCCGACGCUCUGAACGUCCACAACGUCGUGUCCCGAGCUAUAGACCCACGCUUGAACAGGAACUCUUUAUUGGUGAAAAAGUCGUUUGAUGUCCACGUCAAAGAGCCCGGUGUGGUUCAGUCUCCGGGGUUUCCGGACUCUUCCUACCCUCCGAACGUGUUCCUGCAGUGGAGGCUCCGGGCCGACCCAAAGCACCGCAUCUGGCUGGACUUCCACACCCUGAUCCUGGAGGACGACUGCCAGCAGGACUUCAUCCAGAUCUACGACUCCCUCGCCCCCAUCGAGCCCCGCGUCCUCACUGAACAGUGUGGAUAUCCUCACGGCUCUCUCUCCUUCGUCUCCUCUGGAAACGUCCUCCUGCUGACGCUGAUCACCAGCGAGGAGAAACACUUCCCUGGAUUCAGAGCCAACUACUCCCAGAUCCCUCUCACUGAGCAAGUGUGUGGAGGAGCACUGACUGCAGACAGAGGCUCCUUCUCCUCGCCGUUCUUCCCCUCCAACUAUCCUCCAAAAACCACGUGUGUGUGGACCAUCGAGGCUCCAAAGGAGAAGUUUUUGAAGGUUCAGUUCAACAAGUUCUUCCUGGGGAAAUACAGCAGUCAGUGCCAAAAUGAUUAUGUGGAGGUCAACGGUCAGAGAUUGUGUGGCAGUAAACCGAAGAGCACCGUGGUCACCAGCCGGAAAAAUAAGAUGACGAUCACAUUUAAAUCAGACUCGUCUUACGUAGACCAGGGUUUCAUCGCAGAGUACGAAGCAUUCAUCCCGAAUAACCCGUGUCCGGGGAGGUUUCAGUGCACCAACAAUCUCUGCAUCAACAGCACGCUGCAGUGCGACGGCUGGAACGACUGCGGAGACGGCAGCGACGAGGACGACUGCAAGUGUGAGGCGGUUCAGAUGAAGUGUAAAAACGGCCGCUGCAAACCCAAGUUCUGGGAGUGUGACGGGUUUGACGACUGUGGGGACAGCACUGAUGAGGAGAACUGUGUGAAAUGCAAACCAGGAGAGUUUUCCUGCAGAAACAACCGCUGCAUCCCGGAGAACUUAAAAUGUAACGGAAAGGAUGACUGCACAGACGGAUCAGAUGAGUCCAAGUGUGAGAAAUCUUUGGUGCUGCAGACGUGUUCAGAGUUCACUUUUCGCUGCAGCAAUGGACGCUGCAUCAGUAAACUGAACCCGGAGUGUGACGGAAAGACUGACUGUGAGGACGGAUCUGACGAGGAAAACUGCGGGUGUGGGACGAGGCCGUACCGCAGCUCUCGCAUCGUGGGGGGCCAGGCGUCCCGGGAGGGGGAGUGGCCCUGGCAGGUCAGCCUCCACAUCCCGGGGGUGGGUCACGUCUGCGGGGCGUCGGUGCUGAGCAACCGCUGGCUGCUGACCGCCGCACACUGCGUGCAGGACAGCGGAGUCAACAAGUACUCUCAGGCGGACCAAUGGGAGGCCUUGCUGGGUCUGCAUGUUCAGAGUCAGACCAACGAGUGGAUGGUGAGGAGGAAACUGAGGCGGAUCGUUGCUCACAAGGACUACAACACCUUCACCUACGACAACGACGUGGCUCUGAUGGAGCUGGACUCGAACGUCACGCUCAACCAGAAUAUCUGGCCCAUCUGCCUGCCCUCGCCCACAUACGACUUCCCAGCAGGCCAAGAGGCGUGGAUCACCGGCUGGGGCGCCACCAGAGAGGGAGGCGGUGUUGCCCCCAUCCUCCAGAAGGCGGAGGUUCGGGUCGUCAACAGCACGGUGUGUAAGACUCUGAUGGACGACGAGGUCACCGACAGGAUGAUCUGUGCCGGGGUCCUCAAAGGAGGCGUGGACGCAUGUCAGGGAGACUCCGGGGGUCCGCUGUCCGUCACCGGCUCCAGUGGGCGGGUCUUCCUGGCCGGCGUGGUGAGUUGGGGCGACGGCUGCGCUCGCAGGAACAAACCCGGCGUCUACGCCCGGAUCACCAAGUUCAGGCGCUGGAUAAAGGAGAACUCAGGAGUGUAGAGGACGGGUAACUCUCAAGGACAUCUAUACCUGACUCAAUUCGUUGUAUUGGAAUACGCAGUAAAAACCUGUGAAACAGACUUUCAUUUUAGAGGUUUUUCUAAGUUUACAAAUGUUCUUUAAAUCAAGAAAGCAGUUGACCGCACUGCUUCUGCUCAGAAACAGAAAAACACUUUCCUGCAAAAUGUCGUAUCGUUCAUGUUGGGGAGUAGGGAAAUAUUCUCAUGUAUAUAUUUUUGCUAUAAAAUACUUAAUAAAAUAAAAAAUGUGUUUGGAGAUGAAACACUUGAAAUGUUUCCCCAAGCUCAGAGGUGAAAUAUAAUUUAGUACAUUAACUCCAGUACUGUACUUAAAGUUAGGGUAGGUAAGUUUCAGAAGCCGGCUCGAGUGCACUAAAAUUUGAAAGUACACAGCCGAAAAUAAUCCGCCCCUUCCUUCAGAGCACCUCCUCCAACACACAUGAACGCACAAUGACGGCACGAGAUACAUUUGUGCGUGCAGGAGAUGGAAGGCUGACAGACAGGGCGGCAAUCCAAUCCGUUUAGCCGGCCCUGGCUAAACGGAUUGGAUUGCCGCCCUGCCUGUCUGUGUCAUGCCUGUCUGUUUUUUGUCUGUCGUACUUUUCACAGAACUACGGCUUCCACAGAUGACAUUUUUUUAUGGAUUCUUUGUCAAAGCACUUAAGAUAUUCAUUGCUAUCGGGAUGUUAAGAGCAUUCCAUGGAAUAUAACAAGUGUAUGUCGAGCCGGUUUCUGAAACUUACCUACCCCACCUUUAUGUACACAUUUGAGUAUUUCAAUGUAUUGCUACUUCAUACUUCUACUUCAUGAGAUCUCAGGGGUAAAUAAGGUACUUUUUAAUCCACUACAUUUGUCUGACAGCUUUAAUAUGUUUUAAGAUCACGGUUUUUCUUUCCUACUCUCAUUUCUAUGUAAAGAUUUUGAAUGUUUGUUAUGAAUUGUAGCUUUGUGUGUCGAGGAAACGGCGCUGUUUUCUGAGAUACUCAUUCAAGUGUCCUCACCAAAGACAUGUGGUUGUCACAGGACAAAGCCAUGAUGAUCUUAUAGAACAAAUGUGUGUUUUAAAUAGAAUAUAUAAAAGCGUCUCAGGUUUAACAGAAAUGUUAUUAGUAAAUUAGGAAGAUGUAUCAGUCAUCCAAUCUGUAUUUGGAGGAUUGUAGAUUUGCAUAUUGUGUUUCUUUGCUUAUAUUCUCCCAAAAUAAGAUUUGAUUUGUUGCGCUCUUAUUGGACAGCCUAUUUUAUUGAAAUAGAUAGAAGUAGAUUAUAUGUUACCGUGUUCGUAGACAUUGUGAUGAUUACACCAAUAGCUUUAGAUGAUUUAUCAAUAAUAACAGAUUAUCUGAAUAAAUAAUAUAUAUAUAGCAUUUUUCUGUUUGUCACCAUAGUAAAAACACAAAUUCAGUUGGCUACGAUCCAGCAAACUGUAAACAAGAAGCACUUUGUUGUUUUGUUGUUGUGUGAAAUGUUUUUUCAUUGAUAGCAUUUCUUUGUUCUCUAUGUUUGAGAACCUAAAAUGUUAAGUUUUUGUUACAUUUCUUGUUUUUUAAGGCUGUGUUUUGCCCUCUCUGCGGUGACACAUUUUCUGCUGAAUGUAUUUAUUAUGUGAACAGACUUUCCUCCUUCAUCUGUCUCUGAGGUUUGGUUGCAGGGUUAUUGAAAACUUUGCAGAUAUGGUAAUAAAAUUCAAAGGAUGACG